GACGUGAAGGACCCCGAGGGGACAAGAUGGCGGCUGCGGCGGAGCGGAGUCGGUGAAAAAACACUUUUAUCGAAAGAAAUAAACAAACUCCACCGCCGUCCCGUGGCUAAGAGACAUCGGGGAGCGGGAAAGACCGAGCGUGAUCAACGUCCGCACCGGCAUUUUCCACCCGAGUCUCACCCUCUGUCUCAGUCACACUCACCGCCCGGACUAACAAUGGAGGUGAUCGAAGGAUGCCGCCUUCCCGUCCUCCGGAGGAACCAGGAGAAUGAGGACGAGUGGCCACUUGCAGAAAUCCUCAGCGUCAAAGACAUCAGCGGGCGCAAGGUGUUCUAUGUCCAUUACAUAGACUUUAACAAGCGUCUGGACGAGUGGGUGACUCCUGAAAGGUUGGACCUCAAGAAAAUCCAGUUCCCAAAAAAGGAAGCUAAGACUCCAACGAAGAAUGGCCUCCCAGGAUCCAGGCCGAGCUCUCCUGAGAGGGAUCUGAAGAAGACACUCGAUCUUUCACUGCACACACCAGCAGCAGGGAUUGGCAAAACCAUUCCAACACCGGGCUUGCCCUACUUAGCCUCAAGUGCUAGUUUACAAAGGGUCCCUGUCGUGAAGAUACCAGACAGGACCAACAGCAUCGAAAACGUCACAAAAAAUUUGUUAUCCAAGAGGAAGUUGGAGGCUGUUUCCCUCACAACCCAGUGCUCUCCAGCAACUCCUGUGGCACCAACUCCAGAAAUACCCACACCCGUCUUUGCGCAGCAAAAUGGCUCAGUGAGGAGACCGGUGUCGGCUGUUGCCGGGCGGAAGAGGAAAGCCGGCUGCCUGGGGACUGAUGAGGACUCCCAGGACAGCUCGGACGGCAUCCCCUCGGCCCCCCGCAUGACGGGCAGCCUGGUGUCAGACAGAAGCCAUGAUGAUAUAGUCACGCGGAUGAAGAACAUCGAAUGUAUCGAGCUGGGCCGACACCGCCUGAAACCCUGGUACUUCUCACCCUACCCACAGGAGCUGACCUCGCUGCCCGUCCUGUACCUCUGUGAGUUCUGUCUCAAGUACCUGAAGAGCCUGAAAUGCCUGCAGAGGCACCUGACCAAAUGUAACUUGCGACAUCCACCAGGAAAUGAGAUUUAUCGCAAAGGAACCAUCUCCUUCUUUGAAAUUGAUGGCAGGAAAAACAAAAAUUACUCACAGAACUUGUGUCUGCUGGCCAAGUGCUUCCUGGAUCACAAAACACUCUACUACGACACCGAUCCCUUCCUGUUCUACGUCAUGACAGAGUAUGACUGCAAAGGCUUUCACAUAGUCGGGUAUUUCUCCAAGGAAAAAGAGUCAACAGAAGAUUACAAUGUGGCUUGUAUAUUAACACUGCCACCAUAUCAGAGGAGAGGCUAUGGAAAGUUACUUAUCGAGUUCAGUUAUGAGCUCUCAAAGGUUGAAGGGAAAACGGGGACACCGGAGAAACCGUUGUCUGACCUGGGACUGUUGUCCUACCGCAGCUACUGGUCCCAGACCAUCCUGGAGAUUCUCAUGGAGCUGAAAUCGGAGAAUGGAGAGAGGCCACAGAUUACAAUCAAUGAGAUCAGUGAAUUAACCAGCAUCAAGAAAGAAGAUGUGAUCUCAACACUGCAGUACCUGAACCUCAUUAACUACUACAAGGGUCAGUACAUACUCACACUGUCUGAGGACAUUGUUGAGGGUCACGAGAAGGCAAUGAUGAAGAGGCAUCUCCGUAUAGACUCCAAAUGUCUGCACUUUACUCCCAAGGACUGGAGUAAGAGGGGGAAAUGGUAAUGGCAUGCAACUUGGGACCAUGCAGUGGCAAAGAGGGAGAGAAACUGUCAGAGGACCAGGAGUGGAUACACCGCCUCCACCCGCUCUGCCUCUCUCUUUCUCUCUCUCGCACACCGUCCAUCUCAUUGCACAGAAACAGACUCUGCUUGUUGUGAGUGCUGACCCGAGGUUUUCAAUGAAUGAUCAUCGUCUUUGGAACCUCUCGCGCUGGUGCGCUGCCCUCCCACUGAGCAAGUUGGAAUGCCGUCAGAAUGGGCGAUAGCUGGAUAGAGGGGCAGGAUGUGAUACUCGACACACUGCUGAGAGUCGGAUUGGGUCAGGUGUUGAUCUCUGCCGCUUCUCCUGCUUGUCACCAACCGCAACUCCAUGGCGACAAUGUUGAAGUAUGGGUGAAACGGCCACCGGAGUCAGUUUCACCUGAAUGAGCGCUGACCUCUGAAGCCCCUCAGUGUGCUUGUUGGCUGGCGCCGUUAUUGUGGACCAUUUGCAUAGAUGCACACACGCACUCACACACACAGUCUCUCUCUCUCUCUCACACACACACACACUCUCACUCACACACACACACACACUCUCACUCUCACACACACACACACACACACACACUCUCACUCAUUCACACA
This is a messenger RNA of Stegostoma tigrinum, 2408 nucleotides long. RefSeq names its product histone acetyltransferase KAT5. The transcript has 14 exons. Gene Ontology annotation, biological process: regulation of DNA-templated transcription. Lineage: Eukaryota; Metazoa; Chordata; Chondrichthyes; Orectolobiformes; Stegostomatidae. The coding region runs from base 217 to 1785 and encodes 522 amino acids. Gene Ontology annotation, molecular function: histone acetyltransferase activity. The record is from RefSeq and is a predicted model, not a curated record.